CUUCUGCUUUUCUAAGAAAUGUGUCAUUAUGAACAGAACCAAAUGACAGUAACAGAACAGAGGCAAAGGAGGAGAAGGUUUGCUAUUAUGGUGUUUCUGGUCCUUUCGAUUUAUUGGUCAACGUUUCUGGUUUUGUGGCCAUUGCAAGGGGCAACCGAAAGCAUCCAUCGAGAUGCCUGUCAAAAGGACAAGCUCCUGGAUGAGCUCUGGAUGCAAACGUCCUCAGGAGAGGAGUCGUAUUCAGAGUUGAGUGCCUUGAAGGAAACCUUUAUCUGCCUGCUUUAUCAGACAAAUCCUCUCAACUGCUCCUGGUCCUUCGUUUCUUUAAAGAAGGACACUCAUCUUGCACUGUCUGUCAGUGUUUGCAACGAUAACCUCACGGUUCAGUCGCUACACGAGUCGUCUGUGGAAAGAGCUGGAUGGAGGUCUUUGACCCUUCAGCAGCAGCCUGACAUGCUUUAUGUAGUUCUGCAAUUCAACAUGACUCUACACGAUGAGUGGACAACUUACAGCUACAUAUACAACAGACACAAACUGGAGGUGCUACCUCCAUCUCCAAAUAUCUCGGCCGUAAUCAAAGACGGAAACCUGUUAGUGACCUGGGCCCUGCCUCAAGGUGAAUCCGAAGAAGAGUGCUUUGGACAUCAGCUGGACCUGGGUGACCACAAAGCACCCAGAAAUGUGAGCCCGGAGCUGUCGUAUAAAGAGCCCAGUGUGGAUCCCACUCAUACCUACAGGGUGAGAAUACGAACAAGGAAACUGGAUGAAUGCUUUGGCUCGUUUGAAUGGAGUGAAUGGAGCCCGACUGUCAUUAUUGAGCGGUCGCCCGAACUUAACACCACGUGUCUCGUCGUUAUGCUGUGCGGAAUACCCAUGAUUCUCCUGGCCGUGCUGCUGAUAGUGUACCAUCAGAGGAUUGUCAAACUUCUGUUUACUCCGAUCCCUUGCCCUCCACCGAGGUACAUAUACUUUUUGGAAAAAGGCAACACAUUCCCUGAUGUUCAUCGUGCCGUGUCCAAGUAUGAAGAGGUGGUUACAAUUGUGGAGGAAAUAGAGAAGAAUCCGGAGAAAAUGAUUCAAUUUUAUGUUAAUAGUGUAAAAAAAUGACUUACAUUUGACAAGUAAAAGAA
Molecule: messenger RNA, 1130 nt
Organism: Cynoglossus semilaevis (tongue sole)
Lineage: Eukaryota; Metazoa; Chordata; Actinopteri; Pleuronectiformes; Cynoglossidae
Exons: 10
Coding region: 19-1107 (362 amino acids)
Biological process (GO): cytokine-mediated signaling pathway
Cellular component (GO): external side of plasma membrane
Molecular function (GO): cytokine receptor activity; protein binding
Source: RefSeq, a predicted model, not a curated record